Molecule: messenger RNA, 1804 nt
Organism: Osmerus eperlanus (European smelt)
Lineage: Eukaryota; Metazoa; Chordata; Actinopteri; Osmeriformes; Osmeridae
Gene: mnd1
Product: meiotic nuclear divisions 1 homolog (S. cerevisiae)
Exons: 9
Coding region: 155-817 (220 amino acids)
Biological process (GO): reciprocal meiotic recombination
Cellular component (GO): nucleus
Molecular function (GO): double-stranded DNA binding
Source: RefSeq, a predicted model, not a curated record
AGUGAAUGAAUGGUCUCGCUCGCACUACCCCUUCUGAUGACAGGUCUUGCCGCGGGAACUUUGUCAUGUUUUCGCGUCCUUUGCUUAAUAUAAAGACUUAAAUAACAGUCGAAAAUAUAUAGCCAGUUAAAGUGUUACACCUAACGAGUUGGAAAUGUCCAAAAAAAAAGGUCUGAGUUUGGAGGAGAAGAGGACACGGAUGAUGGAGAUUUUCUUCGAAACGAAAGACGUGUUUCAGCUGAAAGACAUCGAGAAAAUCGCCCCCAAGACAAAAGGAAUAAGUGCUGUCGUCCCUCAGUCCUGUGGCCGUGUUCUCUUCUUCUCUGCCCCCAUGUCAGUGAAGGACGUGCUGCAGAGCCUGGUGGAUGACAACAUGGUUGACUGUGAGAGGGUAGGAACUUCCAACUACUACUGGGCGUUUCCCAGUAAGGCACUGAACACACGCAAGCGCCGCCUGGACGAGCUGGACAAACAGCAUUGUGAGGCCAAGACACGCAGAGAGACUCUCCAGCAAGCUGGGGAGAGAGCCAGAAUAGGACGACAGGAGACAGAGGAGCGGGCUGCUCUGCUGAAGCAGCUGCAGGAGUUGAGGGAGCAGCACGCCCAGCUGAAGGCUGAACUGGACAAGUACCGAGAGUGUGACCCGGAAGUGAUCGAGGAGCUGAAGAAGUCCAACGUCACUGCGAAGGAGGCUGUUUCCAGGUGGACAGAUAAUGUAUUUGCCAUCAAGUCCUGGGCCAAGAGAAAGUUUAGUUUCGACGACAGCCGAAUCGACAAAGCCUUUGGGAUUCCCGAGGAUUUUGACUACAUGGACUAACAAAUAACAUCUCUUUAUCUGUGUAUGGUUCAAUCCACAAUGCACACCAUUAACUCUAAAAGCAUCGUUAUAGUUUAAACAGUUGUGUCGUCUAUUCAAGGAGUAAUGAAAAGUUUAUGAUUUUCAGCCAAUCAGCGGCCAGGUCCUAAUAUUCUGGGCAAGGUUUUGCUUUCUGUGUGUAGUGCUUGGCUUGGGAGUCAUUUCUAGCUAGGCUCAGGCUUUCACAGGUGUAAAUGCUGCUGGUGUGACACUGGAGAAGGCGCUGUGCUAACCUCUGACCCCUGCGGGGGGCUCUUUGGAAGGAGUGCAUGGACUGCCUGACUUUUUGGACACCUGUUUAUGUGAAAACCGAGAGGCCAGAGUUGUUGACGGAAACAAGCCAUGGUGUGUUUGUGUUUGUCUGAGUGUGUGUGUGUGUGAGACAGGCAGCCGGGGAGGCCUGUGUCGCAGACACACACAAACACCCACAUUCACACUUAUUGGCACACUCAAGCACACAAGAUGCUCCUUCACGUUCUCUCAUUGGAACAUACGAUUCAACAUUUGUAAAGGGCACAUCAAACAGCAGUGCAAUUGCCAAUUUUAGAACAAUAACUUAUAUUAAUUAAUUAAUUGAUCUAAUUAAACGUAUCCAUAUGCUAAUGACAAUACUAAUUAUUAUAUUUUUCCUAUUCCUUUGUACCUACAGCCAGAGAAAAGGCUCUAUGGCAGGUUACGUCUGUCUCUGUAGCACCUGGGCUGGCCAGCCUUGUUUGAUGUAUGAAUCCGUAUACGGACCUCCCAAAGCAACAAGAGGCACUCUGGGAUUGAUAAUGAAGGAGAGGCAAACAUGUGCCUGGCGCUUUAGUGGGGCAUUUUUUGAUAUAUCAAUAUUCUUCCCUAUAGAUUUAUUUACAUUUACUUUUAUUGACACAGUAUUUGAGUUGGUAAACAGUUCUUUUUUCUUGACUUCGCUUGACGAUCGUUUCAAUAAAGUCCUGGCCUGUU